UUUCAAACUAUUUUAAAUUAGUUGUCAGGUUUUGUUACAUCGUGGCUUGUUGUUGAAAAAUCGUAUCAUUCCCGGUUCCGUAUAAUACGCACGAUAAACAAUUUUCACACGUUUAUCAUAACUGCUGUUAUAAACCGGUGUGAUAUAAUUCAAGUCUUAGCCUAGAUGAGUUGUUGAGCAUUUCGGCAACAGAAAAUGAGCAAGUAUAGGAGGAAGCAAUCGUCGACAGAAGACAGUAACAGUGACAGUGAAGAGGAAAGGCGCAAAAGGGAUAUCAAGGAAAGGGAUGAAUUUGCCAAACGUCUCAAGUCCAAGGAUGAUACCAAAGUACGCAAGGUUGCGACACCAGCUGGAUCCGGGGCUGCGGAAGCCGCCAAGCGACUUAAGGUUAUGGAAACUCAAUCUCGUGAUAAGCUUAUUCCUAAACUUCGUGUGGAAUCGCGGAGGAAGUAUUUAGAGAAACGAAAGGAAGAUAAGGUAGCUGAGCUCGAGGCUGACAUACUAGACGAUGAAUAUCUCUUUGGAGAUGAGAUCCUGACUGAGCGAGAAAAGAGAGAGCGAGAACACAAAAAGCAGCUACUCCAGCUUGCUAAAGAACAUGAAAAGGCUCGUGAAAUGGAGCGGGUGCAAAGGUAUCACAUGCCUCAUGAACGAGGGAAAGAUGCUGUUGAGCCUGAAAUUGUCGAUCCAGAACCGCCACAAUCUGAGCAAAGUAAAUGGGAAUCGGACCAGAUGUCGUCAGCAGUAUUUCGUUUUGGAGCAAAAGACAGAAAAGCUAAACAGGAUUAUGAUCUAUUGCUGGAAGAUGAAGUAGAGUUUGUCCAGGCACUGCAGAUACCAGGAAGUUCCAAGCAUAAGAGAGAAGCUGUUUCUCCCCCGAAGGAAAUGAAAGUUUUAACUACCAUUGAAGAGACACAGAGAAGUCUUCCUAUAUAUCCUUUUAAAAAUGACUUGAUACAGGCUAUCAGAGAUCAUCAGGUGUUAAUUAUUGAGGGAGAAACUGGUUCUGGCAAAACAACUCAGAUUCCACAGUACUUAUAUCAGGCUGGUUUUGCUGAUGACGGUAAAGUUAUAGGCUGCACUCAGCCCAGGAGAGUAGCUGCAAUGUCCGUCGCAGCAAGAGUUGCACAUGAAAUGGCUGUUAAAUUAGGAAACGAAGUUGGAUAUGCUAUUCGAUUUGAAGACUGUACUUCUCAGCGCACCCGUAUCAAAUAUAUGACUGACGGAACACUACAUCGUGAGUUCCUCAGUGAACCAGAUCUUGCUACUUACAGUGUGAUGAUCAUAGACGAAGCUCAUGAAAGAACAUUGCAUACCGACAUUUUAUUUGGUUUGGUCAAAGAUAUAACAAGAUUUCGUACAGACCUCAAGCUGUUGAUAUCUUCGGCUACACUAGAUGCUACGAAGUUCAGUGAAUUUUUUGACGAGGCACCAAUCUUUCGCAUUCCUGGCCGAAGAUUUCCCGUUGACAUUUACUAUACAAAGGCACCUGAGGCUGAUUACAUUGACGCUUGUGUUGUGUCUAUUCUUCAAAUACACGCUACUCAACCAUCCGGAGACGUACUUGUCUUUCUUACUGGUCAGGAUGAGAUAGAGACAUGCCAAGAGAUGUUGCAGGAACGUGUCAGAAGAUUAGGGACUAAAUUGGCUGAGCUUCUUAUUUUACCAGUUUAUGCUAACUUGCCGAGUGAUAUGCAAGCAAAGAUAUUUCAACCUACACCUCCUGGAGCUCGUAAGGUAGUCCUCGCCACAAAUAUUGCCGAGACAUCAUUGACAAUAGAUAAUAUCGUCUAUGUGAUUGAUCCUGGCUUUGCCAAACAGAAUAAUUUCAAUUCUCGAACAGGAAUGGAGAGCUUGAUGGUUGUUCCAAUUAGUAAAGCUUCUGCCAACCAAAGAGCAGGCAGAGCUGGCAGAGUUGCACCAGGAAAAUGCUUCCGCUUGUAUACUGCUUGGGCGUAUCAGCACGAACUUGAAGAUAACACCGUUCCUGAAAUACAAAGGAUUAAUCUUGGUAAUGCAGUGUUGACAUUGAAGGCACUAGGCAUAAACGAUUUGGUACAUUUCGAUUUUUUGGAUCCUCCACCGCAUGAAACCUUGGUUUUGGCAUUGGAACAGCUGUACGCACUAGGGGCUCUGAAUCAUCGUGGAGAACUGACAAAACUUGGUCGUAGGAUGGCGGAGUUCCCUCUAGACCCGAUGAUGGCCAAAAUGCUCUUAGCUAGUGAACGUUAUCGUUGCUCAGAGGAGAUAGCGACUAUUGCUGCGAUGCUAUCUGUUAAUGGAGCUAUUUUUUACCGUCCAAAAGACAAGAUCAUCCAUGCAGAUACUGCAAGAAAAAAUUUUCACGUUCCUGGAGGGGAUCAUCUCACUUUACUGAACGUUUACAAUCAGUGGCAGCAGAGCGACUUUAGCACCCACUGGUGUUACGAAAACUUUAUUCAGCAUAGAUCCAUGAAGAGAGCUAGGGAUGUCAGAGAGCAACUUGUAGGCUUAAUGCAAAGAGUUGAAAUGGAGUUGGUAUCUGGUAUUGAUGAAACAAUUAACAUACGAAAGGCAAUAACGGCUGGUUACUUUUAUCACGUUUCACGCCUUUCGAAAGGUGGUCACUACAAAACAGCCAAACACAAUCAGACUGUUUCCAUCCAUCCAAAUAGUUCUCUGUUCCAAGAACUGCCUCGAUGGCUGCUUUAUCAUGAGCUCGUAUUUACUACCAAAGAAUUCAUGCGACAGGUAACAGAGAUCGAGAGUAAAUGGCUUCUUGAAGUAGCACCUCAUUAUUAUAAACCGAAAGAACUCGAAGAUUCGACAAAUAAGAAGAUGCCAAAAGUUACAGGUAGAUCAGGUCCCGAUGGAACAAACUGAUGGGACAAUGUCUUAGUUGCAUUGAAAUAAGGCUGUGCUUCAUAUUUGUGUUGAUGAAAAUAUUCAAUGGACACGUUACGAAUUUGUUUUAUACUUCGUUCAACGAGUUGAAAAAUUGACAUGCAUUUAUUUUUGAUCUUGUUUACGGAUUUUUGUAUUUUGUAUAUAUUAAUUGAAGCACACUUGUCAAUAGUGUACAAUAAUUCAAGAGAUACGACCAUGCGGUUGGAUGAGUUUUUGAAAACAUGAUGUUUCCAACUGUGACGUGCAUUAGGAAGUGCGAAACUUCCGAAUCUAAUUUACUCAGGGUAAAAAAGUUCGUACUUCGUCUCUUACAGAUAAAAAAUAAAUAAAUAAUUGAAAUAUUA
Molecule: messenger RNA, 3230 nt
Organism: Diprion similis
Lineage: Eukaryota; Metazoa; Arthropoda; Insecta; Hymenoptera; Diprionidae
Gene: l(2)37Cb
Product: probable pre-mRNA-splicing factor ATP-dependent RNA helicase mog-4
Exons: 13
Coding region: 196-2862 (888 amino acids)
Cellular component (GO): intracellular anatomical structure; catalytic step 2 spliceosome
Molecular function (GO): ATP binding; RNA binding
Source: RefSeq, a predicted model, not a curated record